UAUACAUAUAUAUACAAGUCUCGGUAGAGGAAGCAAAAGUUUGUGGCGAGACAAUCACAACCCUGUUCAAUUUUACGCACGAUACCUUGUUGUACCGUUGUUGGAAAAUUUCAAGAUGGACGUUGUUCGAUCGGAGGUUCAAGGUCGAAUCACGCCGAAUCUGAAGGCGGCAUCGCAGAAGGCGGCAUUCUUUGCUCGUUCGUCCAUGCUGGCCACGUUCUUUCUUUGGGAAUCUUAUUCCACACAGACAGAAAGAGGGAGGAAAGAAAGAGAGAGAAAGAGAGAGAGAGAAGUUCGGCGCCUCAAGCAUCGUCUACCGUUACCACGUGUCUCUCUCUCUCUUCUCUCUUUCCUCUCCUUUCGAUACACCAGGAUCACACGUGCAAAUACCAUGGAAACCGCUUCUUUUAGCAAGCUUUCCGAAAUUUAUUGGUAAACAUCCCUAUUUUCCUAUUUUCAAAUCUUUGUCAUGUAUCAAUCGAUCGCAAUCGUUCGUUCGUCGCUUUUGUUUAACAGCAAGCAACUUGCAAUAAGAUCCUGUAUAUAUCUCUCCCAGUUGCAUCGGUCGUCAAUGUCAUAUGCCGUGUCUGGACCAUUAACGCUGAAUGGUUCAUAUCGCAUUGAACGAUGUAUUUAAUUCCUAGUAAGAAACUAUAUUAUAGCUGGUUAAAUUGUAUUUGAAUUAAAAUUCGAGAAACGCUCCUCGGAUAAUCAACGGAUAUUCAUGUUUCAAGGUUAGACUAUUACGGUUGGGAAAUAGAAGAAACUAGAGCGAGAUAGAUGCAACGACGAGGAUUGGUCGAUGACCGUUCGCGCGUUGCUAGUGUGAUUUGCACAUGUCUCGGGUGAAAGUAUUACCGACGAAUCCUUCGAUGGUUUUGAAUCCGAAUUCACGGACGAGGUUCGCGCGUGCGCGCCUGCGCCUGCGCGUACCUUACAAUUUCAACCGUCUUUUCUGGCCCACUACGGUUCAACUACGGUCUCCUUCUUACGGAAUUCAUUAAUAACUUGGAUGCAAACUUCUUGAAAGCGUAGUGAACUACCUCCAACGUCGAAAUACCGCUAUUUCUUGUCGCUGGUUAAAAUGUUCUACGACUAGAAGAGAUUUUUUUUUUUUAUAUUCGAAUCUGGUGAUAAAGAUAGGAGGUUCGUUUCUAACCUUCUCUUCGCUUCCACUUGUACGAGAGUUAUGUUACGUUAUUUCGACAUUAUCGAUUGUGUAAUCUCGCGUAAUUGUAACGUCGAUAAGUAGAACAUAGACGACCGAUAUUGAAAAAGAAGGUGAACGGAGAGUGGAUGUCUUCAUCCACUGUGUCAAUGUACUUACUCGUAUGCAUACACAUAAAAUGCCGGGAGGAUCGGCGGAUCUGUGUAAAUGGUUAUUCUUGGCAGGAUUGUUCUGCUGUUCGUCCUGUCAAAGUGUUUCGUCCACGUUUGAAAACAAGACUGGCCAGAAUGAGAGCAAGCCGCGCGUGUUUUCGCUCAGAAUGGAUUACGACGAGUGGACGCCGCUUGGACGCGGCGACCCCCUGAAGAACAAUCCUACCUUCGAUUACGUCCCCCCCGUGCUGGACAGGGUUCAAUAUUGGCUGGAUUCUCACACGACCGAGCCGUCCACCAAACGGGAUAUCCUGGUCCUCGGUGUAACCGCGAAGAAAACCAGCCCGAAGAUACCGGAACAAUUCUUGAAAUUCGUGGACGGGCCGAAAUUCACGAGAUCGAGUCACCAGGAUUCCGUUUCCUCGUACAGGAACGACUUCACCGGGAGCACGGGGGCGGAACCGCCAAAACUGGUGCGGACGAGCAACUUCAGAAACGGGCCCCUCGACUACAGGAAUCAAAACAGGAUUCAAUCGAUACCGUCCAGCUACUACCCGAGCCCGUUCUACAAUCAAAAAACGAAACCUUACACGAUGAUGCUUCCCCCACCGUUGACGCAGAAAGACAAGAUCGUGAGCUUCGUCGAGCCCACUCAACAAUUCAACACUCAAACGGAGGAAGGGCCGGUGCUUCAAGACGCGCAGUUCUACGCGCCUCUACCGCCCUCGAAGACGUACAAUCAGCCGGGGAAAUCCCCGCAGUUGAAAUUCCCCCCGAGCAAAAGUCCGAUCUCCACUCAGGUGGAGACGAUCAAGAGCGUGUACGGGCCUUCGUCGCCGCAAUCCACCAGACCGAAGCACGAAACCGCGACGACACCAUCCGUCUCCCUGGAAAAGUCCAAUUUAAUAUAUCAGUCGACCCAAACUCUUUCCGGUGGAUGGCCCCCCUCACCAGGUGGCGGCCCCUUAUCGACAUCGACCACGUCGAACGGUGUACGCCAGGCCACGGAUUAUUCAGGCCGAGAUCAAUACGAAUCGAUCGACCACCAAGCGGCUGGAUCCUCGAAUCACGAGGUGGUCGUGGAACAAAACGCGAACAUAAUAGUGGACGGGGAUAGCAACGAGAACGAAGAGGUAGUGGUCGGUCAAAAAGGUGUGGAUACAGCGUCCCCUGUCACGAUCUCGAUGACGACUAUUACGACCACCGACUCGGUCAACGAUGAAAACGAAAACGCGGAGGACGAGAAGAUGCACAUCGUCGUCGCUAAUUCGCCUCACGACCUCACCGACACAGAAGCGACUCACGAGGCGAAAAAAGGACCGGUGGCGGUAGUGAUGCCGACCAAUUACUCGGAGAAAAAAGCGACAUCUUCGAGCUCGGUGACGCCAGCGAUGGAGACAAUAGCGACCUCUAGUCUCCCGGAAAAUUCGACGACGAUGGUGACGGAAACAUCGAGAGUCGAGUUUCAACCGAUUCGAAAUUCGGCGAUCAGAGGAUCUUCGUUCGUCUCGGAGAAUUCUCAAUCCCCUUUAUCUCCGAACAAGCUGAUGUCGAGUGUUCAACAGCACGGGAUGCAUUUCCACUCGACGAUGGCUCCUCCAUUUUCGUCCCGGCGCCCCGUCGAUUCUUUGCUCGGAUUCGGACCACCGCAAGCUCCCCUCUCUUCCAUGAUGCAUCCACAGACCAGGCCCAACCAUGGAACGAUGCACGUUGUCGGCGGUAUGCGUCCAACCGUCGGUUUCCGCGCGCCAGCCUCGAUGCCCAUGUUCCCACCGAUGACGCACAUGCACGCACCACCGCCUGUGAGAUCGACCAUCGAUCACGUGGAUUAUCAGUCGGGGGCGCAUCGGUCGCCGCAGUUGCACAAUUUCCCCGCUAUGUCGCCCGAAUCGCCGCCACUCCCUACUUUGACCGCGCACUCGAUCGGUCAAAGCGAGGAGCACUAUUUCGACCGACACCGGUCCCGCAUUCCGGACACCAGCACCGCGUCCAUCUUCACCACGCCUACCGCACCUUCAUUCUUGCCUACCGUCUCGUCCUCGGCCGAGAACUCGUCCGUGCCUCUUUUCGACGGGCACACUCGACACCCGGAAAUGAUAGACCGUGCCCCGGUGAGAACGAGCACGGAGGGAAAGAGGGAAGAGGAGGAGGAAAAAGAGGAGGAAGAGAAUCGAAAAAACGUAUCGACCACGCCGAGAAUCACUACCAUGCCGAGCUUGACCACGGAUCCAAUUUUCUCCCAUUACAAACAGCCGGCCAAACCUAUUCGUGGCCCGAUGUAUCUCAUCAUCCAAGGUCAUUCGAAGGUGAAGACUUACAAGCCCACGGUGAGCAAACACGGUAUACCCGUGGAGGGAAACGAGAUCUUCGAAAGCGCGACAGAGAGGCAAUUGUCGAAAUUCGAACAGUUCGUCCAAGAGAACACGAGGAACAACAAUCGCGCGAACCAGGCUGUGAUCGAGAAGAAGAAAGCGGAGGAAAAGGCGCGUAGCGAGAAACUCGCGCGAGCGCGUCAGAAUGAUCUUAUGAGCCUGGUCGAGAGUGGUCUAGCUAGCUUCACCGUGCCACCUUCUUCCUCCACGACGGAGGACGAGCAUCGGGUAAACUCGGUGACAACGAUCGAGAUAAACGGCAAUUAAAACUGUUCCCGGUGGAGAAAGAUUUUUCUUUCAGACGUUACUUCCAAAUCCCACAGGAAUCCGUUCCACGUUCUACGCGUAGGAGAAACAGGCGUGAAAAGAACGACACGCCUUGGUCAAACGAGCGAAUUUGCGGGACUGCGCGGUAGCUAAUCAAAGUAUGAGAACAAAGGAUGAGAACAAGGAUGCGAGGAAGGUUGGUUCGAUCGUAGCUUACUUGAUAAUAUGUAUUUAUUUAAUUCGCAUAGAAUUUCCCUCGAUCGAAUUUCCUCACAAUUUUUCAUGCAUUGUUUAAUUAUUUUACUUACGUUACGCGAUCGUUAUCGCAGAGGCUUACCGUGGCAGAUCCGCGAACUAUCGAUCUUAGCCAUGGUUCUUGUCUUCGAUACGCGAGAACGCGCGCCAAUUUCUAAUGUGCCAGUAUACGUAGACACGAGCGCGCGUGCAGAAUGAAUGCGUAUAAAUCAAUACACGCAUGCAUAUAUAUAUAUACACGUAUGUGAAAUAUAACAUAUUGUCAUGUGUCGUGACAAAUUGCUCAACGAACCUGUUUCAAAGAUGUACGCGAUUAUAUAAAUGACUUUUGAUAGAAUAUUAUUGCACACAAUCGAUCGUUAGAUCCGUAGAAAAGUGUUUCAAUUGGUGCUGCUUGUUACUCAAACGAGUCGAUUGUAGUUUGAGCAUACAUGUGCAUGGAAAGAACAAUGUUGCUCGUGAGAAGUAUUUAUCGUAAUAUACAUAUAUUAAUUAACGCGAUCGUACGUAUUUAUCGUAUCGUUAUAUUGUUUAACGUUUGUAUGCUCUCGAUUCUGCGCGAUCGAUGCAACUCGCAAUAAUUUUAUGAAAACGGUAAUGUAAGAAUCAGAUUUACAUAGAUGUCAUCAUUGCAACUUUGUAUUAUUAACGCUAAUCUUACGUCUACCGGUCAUCGAUGUCUAACAAUUGAAUUUCGUUCGUUUUAUUUUUAUUCGCUUGAAAUUGGUUGCGAUUGUAAUAACGGCGACUGUGUCGCCGCCUGUGUCAUUCGAGUUACUUCGCGUUGUAUUUGCACGAGAUAUAUCAUUUAUCAGACGUUACAUAGUAAAAAAAGGACUAUUUGUGCGUGGUAUCGCGAUCGCUCAUGUACUCGAGAUUACAAAUGAUGAUGAGAUAGAUUCAGAACAUCGUAAUAUUAAUUUCGUACGUACUCUAUGUAUAAGUGUGUACUUUGUUACGUAUGAUGAAUUGUACCUGACGGUCACACGUUUUGUUGAUUUUCCGUUCAUUAAUAAAUUAUCGCAUUAUCGAUUA
This is a messenger RNA of Apis cerana (Asiatic honeybee), 5249 nucleotides long. RefSeq names its product mucin-2. Lineage: Eukaryota; Metazoa; Arthropoda; Insecta; Hymenoptera; Apidae. The record is from RefSeq and is a predicted model, not a curated record.